Physella acuta is the source of this 1387-nucleotide messenger RNA. Its product is annotated as sushi-repeat-containing protein SRPX-like. The record is from RefSeq and is a predicted model, not a curated record. Lineage: Eukaryota; Metazoa; Mollusca; Gastropoda; Physidae.
UAUCUUAGUGAUGUCCCUUGAAUAUCUAGUGUGCCGCUCUACUGUGUUGUCAGUCAAUGUGUUGCUAUGAGUGAGGCUUUAGAGAUGUCGUGUCUUCGUAGUUCUACUCUGUAUGAAUAUUAAAGUGUUUGUAACAAGAAGAAAAAAAGCAUAGAGCACAAACAUGGGAUGGUUUUCAUAUGAGAGAAUGCCGCUGACGGUAUUCACGUUCUGGGGACUUGUUACGUUGCUGUUUGCUGCACGUGUGUCUAAAGCUGGCGUGGGACUCUCAGACGUGAAGGCCCCUACCAACAGGCCACCUACAAUCACCUGCCCAUGUGUCAACAAUGUCUACACGGCCAGACGUGAGACUUCAACGGUCGUCACGUGGCCAGCACCCUCAGUCUGGGACCCAGAGGACGGAAACAUUACCGUGCAUCAGACUGGCGGCAAUAGGUCAGGGUCAGAGUUCGAGGCUGGGACUCACCUGGUGUUGUUUGAAGCUGUGGACAGCGGCAGGCUGAGGGUCACGUGUCAAAUACAAUUUCAAGUUCUGGUGCGUAAAUGCCCUGAGAUGUCAGUCACCAACGGUUACAGUGAGUGCAGCCACGACAACAUCUACGGGAGUGUGUGUCGCUUUCGGUGCCACCCAGGGUUCGAGACCACCGGGGAGACUGACCCCGGCCCCCAUACGAAUGGAGAGAUGACGGCGUCCUGUGAAAUUGACCAGAGAUGGGUGGGCGUGGCAAGCCAAGAGAUAAUCUGUGAAAUGAUACAGUGCGAGCAGCCGGUUGUCAGAAACGGUCAGCUGAUCUGCAAAUCCGUGAACUACAACUCGGUCUGUUUUCUGUCAUGUGAUGCGGGCUACAAUCCCAUUGGUCAGCAGCAAACGUUGUGCUUGGCCAAUAAAACAUGGACACCCUAUGGACAAUGUCGAGACGUUCAACCACCAACCAUUUCUUGCCCGACCACUAUAGAAGCACCAGCUGGGCCAAAGCUUGGAGAGGCUGUGGUCUUCUGGGACAUGCCGGAAGUGUCCGAUAACUCCGGUCUGGACACGGAAGUUGUCAGUGACGUCAUUUCCGGAUCCAACUUCAGCGUGGGAAAACACGUCGUAACAUUUACAGCAACAGAUGCUUCUAAAAAUAGUAACAUGUGCAAGACUUUUAUCAAAGUCGCAGUAAUCUACUGUCCAGAAUACACACCAGCCUAUAAAGCAGACGUGACCUGUUCCCAUGGUGCCGCCUACGGCUCUGAAUGUAUCACCACGUGUCACCCUGGCUACGAGUUACGUAACGUCACAGAGCGUGCGCAGACAUGUUUAUUGAACCAGUCAUGGAGCUACGUCAAACCUGGCUGCAGACACUACAUCAGCAUCAAAACUGCAGCACCCAAUUGGGAUAAAUAA